Molecule: messenger RNA, 1387 nt
Organism: Lytechinus variegatus (green sea urchin)
Lineage: Eukaryota; Metazoa; Echinodermata; Echinoidea; Temnopleuroida; Toxopneustidae
Product: pyrroline-5-carboxylate reductase 1, mitochondrial-like
Exons: 6
Coding region: 98-928 (276 amino acids)
Biological process (GO): L-proline biosynthetic process
Molecular function (GO): pyrroline-5-carboxylate reductase activity
Source: RefSeq, a predicted model, not a curated record
ACUGACCCGAGGCCGGCGAGGAGCUGAGAACCAAAUGCACCGACAGCAUAUUUUAUGAUUAUUGUGCUUCUGAAGCUUUCUAAAUCAUCGUUUAAGUAUGUCGAUUGGUACGAUAGGUUUUGUUGGGGCUGGAAAUGUCGCACUGACGCUCACAAAAGGUCUUCUUUCUGCAGGUGCUGUAGGAGCAGAGAGGAUCAUUGCUAGUGCACCAUCAGAUAGGAACCGAAGAGUUAUUGGGGAUCUUGGAGCAAAGACAACGAGCAGUAACAAGCAGAUCUUUGAGACCGCUGACACCAUCUUCUUGGCCACCAAACCAAACUUAGUUGGCACUGUCAUCAAAGAAAUAGCUCCGUUUUUAACAAGAGAUCAUAUCUUCAUAUCCUUGCCUGCUGGUAUCUCGUUAGAUUAUCUAGAAAGUAACCUACCAGAGAAGUCAAGGGUUGUACGAGCCAUGCCCAAUACACCAACUAUCAUACAACAGGGUGCUACUGUCUUUGCCUGCGGAUCUCACAUCAAAGAGGGCGACAAUCGCUUGAUUCAUUCUCUAUUCUCCAAACUAGGAAUCUGUAUCGAGGGUGAUGAGAGUAUUAUUGAUGCAGCUAUGGCUGUCAGUGGAUGUGGACCUGCUUAUGCAUAUGUUGCGAUUGAUGCGCUUGCUGAUGGAGGAGUCAAGAUGGGUCUUCCUAGGGAUAUUGCAAUCAAGUUAGCUGCACAAACUUUAUUAGGUUCAGCUAAGAUGGUGCUAGGGGGCGGCAAACAUCCGUCAGAGCUGAAGGAUGAUGUAUGUUCUCCAGGAGGUACAACCAUUGAUGCUAUCCAUGAACUUGAAAGAGGAGGGUUCAGGAGAUGUCUUAUAGAAGCCGUAGAAGCAGCAUGUAACAAAGCUAGGAAACUAAAUGAUAGUCAGCUUUAUUCCACUAAAAAAUGAUGACACAUCUAUAUGAGAUUGAUUACAAAAAACUUCAGAACAGAUUUUUUGAAAGACAAUCAGUUUAAUGCUUGAUUCCAAUAAGGGUAAAAAUGAAAGUUGGUGUAGUCUCAUUGGUAUGACUGUAUUCCUGGGCUCCACCUAACAAAGAGUCUGAUCAACCACGACUAUUGAAAGCCAGCAAUGUCAACAUCUAAAAUGCAUGCUUGUUCAAAAUAUUAUCUCGAAACGAUUCAUGUUCAUACAUCCAGUGUUUUCUUGGAAAUUCAGUGGGCUUCUCCUCGUUUACAAAGGACUUUGUGCAAAUUUCCUGUAGAAAAAGUAAAGGCAUUGAUGGCUUUCCAUAUAGUUGAGGUUUAUCAAUCAGUUGUAUCUCUAAUUAAGACUGGAACCAGGGUUCUGUUUCACUGUGUGUCUUAUUUUAACAUGCUGAUAGGCAUAUGUUUGGUACCUCAAUGC